Messenger RNA from Argiope bruennichi, 2475 nucleotides. RefSeq lists its product as uncharacterized. The transcript is spliced from 17 exons. The record is from RefSeq and is a predicted model, not a curated record. The coding region runs from base 358 to 2349 and encodes 663 amino acids. Gene Ontology annotation, biological process: tRNA methylation; wybutosine biosynthetic process. Gene Ontology annotation, molecular function: tRNA methyltransferase activity; protein binding. Lineage: Eukaryota; Metazoa; Arthropoda; Arachnida; Araneae; Araneidae.
UAAAGAGCAGAAGCGGAUCGUGGAGAGCGAAAAUGUGUUGAUGCUAUAAUAAAUUCGGACAACAGAUUAUAUCGAAUGCAGAAAACAAAAGCAUAUUUUAUGCCGUAAUCUAUAAUCUUAGGAAACUCAUCAAAAUUUUUCUGCAAAGUUUAAUUUUAAAUUUAAUUACCUAAAUAUAGCCACCUUCAUUUCGUUUCAUUUUAACAAAUAUUAAUUCUGUGUCAAUGGCGCAAUUUCUUAUUUAUAUAAGAUUAAACGAGUUGAAAUGUAAUCUUUGAAAUUACAUCUUUUCAUAUACAAAUAUAAUAAUUGAAUAUAGUUUAUCUUUUCUGCUAUUGUACUUCUACACUAUUUAAAAUGCAGGUACAAAAUACUAAUGAUAGUAGUAUAGUUAGCAAAUUAUCAGCUGCAAACAAAGGCUAUUUCCAGGAUAAAUGGUUAAAAAUGUUUGUCGACAAAGAACAAAAACGAUCACCUAUUAUUAAUAGAGGUUAUUACAUCAGAUUUAAAGCUAUUGAAACAGCUUUCAAUUCUUGGUUUGCUACUGUAUCUUCCUUGUCUUGUGGAAAGUCCCAGAUAGUAUCCCUGGGAGCUGGAUUUGAUUCUUCCUACUUUAGGCUUAAAAAGCUAAAACAAUUCCCUGCAAAUAGUAAAUAUAUUGAGAUAGAUUAUCCAGCUGUGAUGCGAAGAAAAUUGGAAUAUAUUCAAAAUUCAGAAUUUUCAAAGUCUUUAGAUAUUCAAAGCAAUGAAGUGUUUAAAAAUAAAAAUAUAGUGGCAAAAAGUGAAGAUUAUAUUAUGCUAGGUGUAGAUCUUCAAGAUUGUAAAGAACUGAAACUUUGUUUUCAAGACUUGGAAAUAAAUUUUAAUGUUCCUACUUUAUUUCUUUCUGAAUGUGCUGUUACAUACAUGGAGCCUAAAAGCUCAAAUGCUCUCAUUGAAUGGGUUCAAGUGAAUUUUCCCAAUUCUGUGUUUGUAGUCUAUGAGCAGGUUGAUGAAGAUCUUGGAUUUAGUAUUGUUAUGAAAAACCAUUUUAAAUCUCUUGGUUGCCCUUUAAAAUCCAUUAAUCCCAAAAUGGAUGCAUCUGUUAUAUGUUCUAGAUUUAAAGAUCAGGGAUGGCCAUUAUGCUCCACUGUUUCAAUGUUUGAUUUCUAUAUGAAUUUUUCUGAAGAAGAAAAGCUAAGAAUUCAGUCCUUAGAUUUGUUUGAUGAAUUUGAAAUGUGGCAUGAAAAGUGUCGACAUUAUGUGUUAACAUGGGCUUGCCAAGGCAUUAUUUCAAUUCCUGAAGUUUUAAGCAAUACAAGUCCAUCAUUUAUAUUUGAUGAUAUGAAUUGUGGCACCAUAAAUUGUAAAUAUGAAUUGUCUCCUCAUUUAUUGCACAGAUUUGGUCACCAGGUUGCUUUAUUGUCGUCUCGUUACCUAAUAGUAUCAGGUGGUUUUGGACAGUUAAAGAAAAGGCAUGAGAGAUUAGAAGGUUUAACCUGCUAUGACACUGUUUCUAAAAGAAGUUACCCUGCACAAUCUUCAAGUUCUCAAGACACACUUGGGAAAAGAAUGUUUCAUUCCAUGACUAAAUUAAGUAAUGGAACUUUGGUUGUUAUUGGAGGUCGUUCUUCACCUGCUAGCAUUUUUAACUCCAUUGUUUCUAUUCAUUGUGAUAAUCUAGAACCAGAAUCUGCAUCAUAUUCAGCAGAAACAGUUGCUCUUAUGCCAUUACCAACAUGGAGACAUUCUGAAUCUGUUAUUGAUAUUGAUGGAGUAGAACACAUUUUCGUUUUUGGUGGACGUACAAGUUCUAAUGCUGUUACAAAUGAAUCCUUUAUACUAAAUACAAAGACUUGGACUUUUUCUGAAUCUCCACAUUUAGGGAUUAUUCCAUCUCCUAGGCAUUCACAUAGUGCUGUUUGCUUAGAUAAGAGGAAAGUUUUUGUAACAGGUGGAUUAUCAAAAGAUGAAAGAAUCCUUAAUUCUGUCCAUGUAUUUGAUGUGGCAACUUACUCAUGGUCUCAAUUAAAUAUGCCUGGAUUAUUACCAAGAUAUUCUCAUUCUUCAGUUUAUCAUAAUAAUGCCAUUUUCUUAGUUGGAGGAAUAAGUGGUUUUUCUUAUGGUCCUCAUAGUGUGGGAAUGAUAGACUUAUGUACCAACACUGCUUAUGAAUUUCAACUUAAGAUUGAUUCUCCAGAAUAUCCUCUUAUACUGAGCAAUCAUUGUUGUUAUGUUUACGAGAAUAGACUCAUUGUAACCGGAGGAGGUGGAAACUGCUUUUCAUUUGGUACACAUUUUAAUGAAGUGGACAUUUUUAUUGAAUUUCCACUACUAGCAUGUAAUGGCACUGAUUUAAGAGACCAAUAAUGUAUCUAUUUUUCUCAUACAUAUAUUUUUUACAAUUAUUAAUAUUACAUUAUUUAUUAAAAUGUUUAUUCAUUUGCUAUUAUUUUUAUAAUGCCUUUGAAAAAUAAACUUUUAAUUCCAUUGUUA